AUGUUACCAGCUUUUCAAGGCUAUUCUACACCCCAGAUUCCUGCUUACUCUACCUUUGAAGAUUUAAUAAAUCAGCAGCGUAGAGGAUCAUUAAAGGGCUAUAUGUUGCCAGAUGGAUGCCUGAGUCCAUGUAGCUCAGAUGAGUCCCCAUUACUUCAUCUAGUUCCGCCUCAAUUUAUUAGAGAUCUUCCUUCUCCGUCAGAACAUAUAUCAAAUUCAAACAACAUCAAUGAUCUAUCUGAGCUGCAUAAAAAGCUUUUCCCAGACAUCGCUCCAAGGCAGUACUUUAUAAAUAUCAUGCCAAGCGAUAUAAUCGAAGAAGCAGAAAAAUUGGAAGGAAGUCCUUUCUGCGCAGAAGGGAUUAAUAAUGAUUUUCCAAGCUCCAAUGAUGGAGUGCAAUCAAACAAUUAUGCAAGAAAUGAUGCUGAAAAUAAUGAUUUUCCAAAAGGAGUAGUAAUCAGGACAAAAUAUAGGAAGAAAAGAACGGUACCUGGUUCAAAUAAUGAGAACACAAUGAACUCGAAUAAUAUAAAUACAGCUUAA
Molecule: messenger RNA, 543 nt
Organism: Blepharisma stoltei
Lineage: Eukaryota; Ciliophora; Heterotrichea; Heterotrichida; Blepharismidae
Source: the annotation of a GenBank genome assembly